AUGUCCCAGCGGAGGAAGGAUGAUAAUAAAGGUGAUGGUAAGGAGCGGCAAGACCAAUCCCAGCAUCCACCGACUCGUACAACAAUGUCAACGUUCAACGAUAUCAAGUCACAGCAUCCUGAGCAGUUUCCUAUAUUCGGGAGAAGAUUUUCUUCAGCCGAGCGCCCUUGCAGGGCUGAUCGUCCGCCGGUCUACCCAACGUUCCAGCAGGGCUCUUCAAAACAAGCUGAGCAUGAACCGAUAAUCGCAUCCAGAUGGGAGUCCUCAGUCCCCGAAACCUUCGCACCGUUCGAUCCCAGCGAUAUACCACGCCAUCCCAUGAUAUCCACUUCCCAAGUGUCGACAACUGAGCUCAACGAGAUGAUGUCGUCCUUCAGAUUCGAAGAGGACGCCGCAACCUCAGGUCCAUUUUUUGCACCACUCCCAGAUAUUCCAGCGCCGAGCCAUGUGCCGGCGAGAUCAUUUCCUCAGAUCUUUCCUCCGCAGAUGCUUCCUGGGGAAGUCCGGGGACAGUCACACGGGCGCGUAAUGACAAGCGCCGAAGCACGCGACGCCACAGUGACGGGCGCCUUCUCAGGUUCAUCUGGACUACCUUCAUUGCUCGACUUCGAGCAGCACUUGGACCAAUCCGCCGCCCGAUUCUACGCUAGCGAAGGGAGAUAUCCAUUUGCUCAGCCAAUCGGACAACUACAAGUACCGUUUGGUUUACCAGGACCGAGUUCGCAGACACCAGAUAUGAGCCUUGAAGGGCCUGUAUACUCUCCGACGCGCGGAUUCCACUACCAAAUAUACGAACAAAGCUACAAUUCGUCAUACGGGCCGUCACAAUACGGUGAGAUUCCGAUUGGAAAUUGGCCUGGCGCAGUUCAAAUCCCGCCGUCGCUUCCAUCUCUUCCGCCAUCGCGCAGCCCAGUGCCCCAAGGUAUACCUCGACACUUCCCAGCUGAACCGGGCCUUGGCAUGAACACUCCAACCCUACGAUCGCGAAUCCUUCGUAAUCGCCCCAACCAUGUAUCGCCCACCCAGCGAUUAAACAUUUUCUCACCCCAACGUACAGCAAGAAAUCCAAUUCACGAGAACAUACCCAUCUCACCAAUGGUUCCGUUCUCGGGCCCGACGUAUACGCCACCACCGGCCACACCCAAGACGAUUGGCAGCAGCCUCAGUCCUUACCCUUCGCCACAAAGUGAUGCACUCUACGCGCAGUACCCCGGACCCUCCUCCAUGGCGUACUUCUCUCCAAUGCAGGACUUUGCGCCCUCGCCGAGUGUGACGAUAUCCGGCAGCAACGAACCGUACCCGCAGUUUCCCGUGGAUUAUCCCUCCUUUGACAGUAUCCGUCACCUGUCGUUCUCUGGCGACAACUCAGGAGGCGAUGUACCCGCUGCAACUUCCCGAUGGAAGCCGAUGGAGCUCGAGCCGGACGCCACAACGCCGUCGCAGAGCUCCAUGUCGAUGGAUGCUCAGCAGUCCGCGGCACAGAAUGACCCAGGGGCAUUUUAUGAGCAGCAGGAGUGUGCGCUUGGGCUGUAUGGCACCCCAGAACCUCUUCCGCCUCUGGCAAAUGAGGCGCAACUGCCGAUCGUUCUGUCGGACGAGCCCAUCGAGGAGGAGUUGAUUCUAGACGACCCUGAUCAAUAUCUCAACAUGGAUAUCUUCCUGGACGCCUCUCCCGAUGCAAGACAGAGUGGAGAGGCGUCGAUGACCCCGUAA
Sparassis crispa is the source of this 1713-nucleotide messenger RNA. RefSeq lists its product as hypothetical. The transcript is spliced from 6 exons. Lineage: Eukaryota; Fungi; Basidiomycota; Agaricomycetes; Polyporales; Sparassidaceae. The record is from RefSeq and is a predicted model, not a curated record. The coding region runs from base 1 to 1713 and encodes 570 amino acids.